Messenger RNA from Mercenaria mercenaria, 2561 nucleotides. Its product is annotated as trafficking regulator of GLUT4 1-like. NCBI's taxonomy places the organism in Eukaryota, Metazoa, Mollusca, Bivalvia, Venerida, Veneridae. The record is from RefSeq and is a predicted model, not a curated record. Gene Ontology annotation, cellular component: membrane. The transcript has 4 exons. Bases 214 to 747 code for a protein of 177 amino acids.
AACGCAAAUCAGUCAAUUAAUCUACCUGAUAUCAUAUUUUACGUAUCUCCGAUAUUUGAAAAGACUUUGUAAUGUAUUCAUAUAAUCAUAUACGCAUUUAAAUGCUGGUUUUAAAAAACAAGUUUGAUACGUCAACAAAGGUGUUGAUAUUUUCAUGUGUUAAAGCUGUUUUUGUCACAGAAAGAGUAAAGAUAUUAAGGUAUCCGAUCAACCAUGAAGCAAAUUCUAUACAUCAUGUAUAACAGUGCUAUUCAGAUAUAUAAAAAAUGGAUGCCUGGUAAUGACCAACCCGGGGAUCUAUACACAGACAAAAAUACCGGUUACGGGGUAGAUGCGCCCCUGACGUAUCAAUCAGGACCAAAGCAAACUGGUUGUGGUCUAUCACAACAACCUGGAUAUCCACUACAGCAACCUGGAUAUGUCCAGUUGCCCUACACCAACACCAGCACAACCGUGGUUGUUAAUCAACCUCAGACAGGGAAGGUGAUCAUUAAGGCACGCCACAAAGAUUACCUGUCGGCGUCAAUAUUUGCAUGUCUUUGCUGCUUCUGGCCAACAGGCAUUUGUGCUAUCUACUAUGCAAACGAGGCUAACAAUCUUGCGGGUGUUGGUGAUUACGAGGGAUCGAGAAGAAUGUCAGACAACGCCCGGAAGUUAGUGAUUACGAGUGUGAUCCUGGGAAUUAUUGCGAUCACUCUUUCGGUGGUGCUACGCAUUGUCUUGUUCAAGAACAAGUGCGAGUACUAGACAGAGAUGCAGGCUAUUUCGUCGUAGACCAUUCACAGAAUGAUGCUAACUUUUAACAGAAAAAUUUUCAUAUGAAGGAUGAAUAAACAUUGUUUGUACGUGUAUAUAGCAUUACAAAUUGUUUUGUAAUACUGAUACUGCUUUUCACCAUACUAGAGUUAUAUAGUUACAAAGGACAUUAUCAAAUCAAUCAAAGUAUUGCCAGUUUUUCGACUCCGUUCAAACAUAGCUCCGACUUAUGGUAAAGUUUUCAUAUAUGAAAGGGUUUCAAACAGUCGAACGCUCUGUCAUUAGACAACUCUUUUAGUUAUAGUGGAAACGAAGCGCAGCUAAGGAAAAAGGGUCAGCAUUCCCCGCAUAUUGCAGCAACAUAUAUACAUACAUGUAAAUGUGUCACAAGGACCCUGCGAUUUCAGUCGGUAGGUUGGUCGGUAUGUCUGCUGCCCGGUCGACCAUUCGGUUUCCGAUGAAGAAGUACAGACCGCCGACACUUUGUAGGAUAAUCGAAUGUGGUCAGAAAAUCCCUAUUGUUUUGGGGGUCAGAAUGUUAAAGGUUGAGGCUAUAGUGACCUUGAGAGGUUGAGGCUAUAGUGACCUUGAGACUUAAAACUGUUACCGCUGUUGAACCGGAUGACACUUGGGCCUUAAUUGGUCAAACAUCGAAGGAUGAUCGCCUAUGGUCAGUAAAUGACCACUGUUUUGAAGGUCAGUAGGACACGGACUUUGGCUUGAGGCUGAAGAUGGCCUCCGCUGAAAGAGCCUGAUAUGGCCUUUGGUUGUCAAACUGCUUUAUAUGAUUGCCUUUGUUUAGCCCUUACCCUGCUUAAUUUCUAUAUUGAACUUGUCCAUUUUUCAAUUUGGACAGAAGCAUUAACUGUUAAAUGUGGUGCUUACCAAAAAGAUACCGACUGAAUGGCGAACAGUGCAGAUCAUGAUCAAACUACACGGAUGUGCAGGCUGAUCAUGAUCUACACUGGUCGCAAAGGCAAUAUCAUUCGUGUUAAGCAAGGUAAGGGUUAGUAGAUGACCUCGGUUGGUUUAGAAAUCAGUAGGACAGAGAUCGCGAUCGCAAAGAACUUUUUCGCUAACUAACUGGAGAACGGUUUAGCCUACAGUGAUCAAACAGCAUGAGGUGAUUUCCAAUGGUCAACAGAUUAUCCCGUUAAAUAUGGGUUAGUAGGCAAACAAUCAUGAUUGUAGUGAACUUGAGACAGAAAAAAUGCAGAAGGUUCGCAAAUAGAGAUUAUACUGUGUAUAAUGCCAAUUAGGCAUUUCAGCAAACUAAACUAAAAACGAUUUUACAACAAAUAUUCGAAGAAGUUGCUUUAAAUCUCGUCAUGAGGUUUGUUUUUCGUCGAUGUAUGCACUCAGCUGGAAUUGGAUCUUCCGUUUCCUGAAAUCUAACAAUGCAAGUUUAGCAAAAUAGAAUGGAACAAAGCAGGAAAGCGUUUUGAAUACAAUAGAGGAAAAAGCAAAACUAAUUCACAAGUGUUUUAAUAUAUGCUAAAAGAAACCCGAGAUUUUGUUUCUUUCCUACGCUCGACCAAUAAAAACGGACAACCUGUUAAUUUAAAAUUAAAACAAAUUUCCUCCUUUGCCCCAUUACAAACUUUUUUUUUCAAUUUUGAAUGGAAAAGUAAAAAAAACAACUAAAUGUUAUGUGUUUCGAUUAUGUGUAAUCAGUCAGUAAAUAAGUUUCAAAGCCUUCUUAAGAAAUAUCUAAAUAAUUUCAUGACUUUAAAUUCAAUACAAUUUUGUUUGCGUGAACAAAAGUGAUACAAACAACAACAACAACAAAAAUACACCCUCCCACG